ACCGUCAGUAAACAUGCAGUAUGAUGUGCAGCUGCAGCUCUAACCGUGUGUGUCUGUGUUGAAGGAAGCUUUGCACGUCGUGCCUGUGCAGAGGCUCCAUGGGUCACCGCCGUGCGUAACGCUGGCUCUCCAUGGAAGACUGCUUGGAGAAGCGGCUCAUCGCAACCCACACUUCAAGUUAGUGAGUGACCCUUUAAACAUGAUGAGUAUAAACCAGGACGGGAUAUCCUUACCGGUGCCUUGCUUCGGAGUUCGUCCCGGCCGAGAGAGCCUCGUUGGGGAAAGACAGUGGAGGAGGUAGUGGAGGUGUUGGGAUCCCCGCAGCUGGGACCUUCUGGCAGGACUCUGUGGUCACCAGCGGGAAUCUCAGCCCGACAUGCAGCAACCCGAUGGAAGGAGGGGGCUUGCUGUCCACCGGGAAGUCGUGCAAAAGCAGGCCGGUGACGGUGGCCUAUGUGGUGAACGGAGAGGCUAGCCAGCAGAAUAACGCGGAGAGCAUGGCGCUGCAGUGCCUGAAGGACGCCUGCGAGACAUCGGGCAGCAGGCUGGAGACUGUCAACUUCGGGAAGCUGGACUUUGGGGAGACCAUGGUGCUGGACAGCUUCUACAAUGCAGUAUUGUGCCAGACUGUCAUCAUGGGGGAAACCAUGAGGCUGGACUUUCCACUGGAAAUCUAGGAGCGGAGAUGCGAACCUGAAC
Molecule: messenger RNA, 699 nt
Organism: Notothenia coriiceps (black rockcod)
Lineage: Eukaryota; Metazoa; Chordata; Actinopteri; Perciformes; Nototheniidae
Product: mitogen-activated protein kinase kinase kinase 5-like
Exons: 2
Coding region: 390-677 (95 amino acids)
Source: RefSeq, a predicted model, not a curated record